UAAAAAUUGGGACAUCAGGGUUAUCUUUCUUAUUGGGAAAGGGAAGAAGAAAAAGUCGAGUGCAAAUAAGGAUGCGACUACUCAAGUCCGAUUGGCGUGGGAAUUUGAUAUAUUUGGAGACAUUAUAAUGGGUGUAUUUGUUGAAUCGCCUGCAAACUAUUCUGUAUCUACUACUUACAAACACGUCAUGGGAGUGAGAUGGGUCAUGGAGUAUUGUUCUAGGGCAAAGUACAUUGCUAAAGUUAACGAUGAUCAUUUCAUCAACACAUUGGAAAUCAUAGACGGUACAAUCCCCACCAUGAAGGAGCAGAAAGUCAGCUUCUUCUGUAAUGUUUUAUUCGGAUCGUUGGACGAGACUGUUGAUGAUGAUGGGAAAAUUGGAAGUACCAAAAUACCUGGAAAGUUAUUGCAAUAUUGUUCUGGAGAAGCAUACCUAGCAGACUUCCAGACGCUAAAAAGCAUUUAUGGCAUGAUCCCGACCGUUCCGUUUUACAAGCAAGAAAGAGAUGACCUGUUCGUUACUGGAAGAUUACGGCAAGCUUUUCUACAAAGAUCAACCUCUUCAACUUUAUUACGACAAGACUCGCCAACUGAUGACCUCAAAAUACUGAAUAAUAUGCAUCAGCAAAAUGAGAAAGAAGAACCAUGUUUUUACGUAGCUAAUUCUUUCCUCAAAAUGGAGAAAAUGCCGUUUCAAAGAUUGAUUAAGAGUUCAGAAGUGAAGCGUUUCUGGUGCUUGUGGUGGAACGUUAUGAACAACAAAGGAAUAUUAACGGCUGAUUUAGAAAGGAGAUUUGUCUGGACAGCUAUGGCCCAGUAACGCUUAUGUAUUUAAGUAUUUGCCUCUAUUAAACAUAAUCACAUGAAUAGUUUUAUAUUUAAGUCGAAUACCGUAACAUUUCAUUCUUGAUCAUGUCCAAUAUUAUUUUACUUUCGAUAAUAUAUACGUAAAAGUCUUCUUGAGGCUUCCUUACCUGCACAUAAAUAUCCACAACACCUGCUAUAUUAUAAGUAGCGUGUCAUUGUUUAUCACGACAUGACAGCCUAAUUUAUUAUCAGAUAAAUUAUUAAUCAAUCAUUCUAAUUUCUGUAAUCACUUUCAAUCCAGAAUUUUAAACCUUUACACAUGCAUUCAAUAAAAAAAAUGUCAUCGUCAUUUUGCCAAGUCCAUUUAUGCAUGUUAAUUCUCUCUUUUCUGGACAAACGCUGUUCAUCUGAUAGUAAUAAUACAGAGAUGACUGCAUAUUAAGUUGUUGACGCACAUAUUCCUGUAUUAAAUUAGAUAUGUAGUAUUUAGUACUUGCUAUUCAGCCUGUUGUUGUGUGUCCACUCCUCGAAAUAGAUUAGAUUAGUGGAAAAAUUUUGCUUGCGUUAUUUGGACGGACAAUGGUUGAUGCGGUUUUGUAACUGUGUGGGUU
This is a messenger RNA of Folsomia candida, 1418 nucleotides long. RefSeq lists its product as uncharacterized. Gene Ontology annotation, molecular function: hexosyltransferase activity. Lineage: Eukaryota; Metazoa; Arthropoda; Collembola; Entomobryomorpha; Isotomidae. Bases 128 to 820 code for a protein of 230 amino acids. The record is from RefSeq and is a predicted model, not a curated record. Gene Ontology annotation, cellular component: membrane. The transcript has 2 exons.